Molecule: messenger RNA, 501 nt
Organism: Lodderomyces jiufengensis
Lineage: Eukaryota; Fungi; Ascomycota; Pichiomycetes; Serinales; Debaryomycetaceae
Exons: 1
Coding region: 1-501 (166 amino acids)
Biological process (GO): post-translational protein targeting to endoplasmic reticulum membrane
Cellular component (GO): TRC complex
Source: RefSeq, a predicted model, not a curated record
AUGGUUCAUGAGAUUUACAGUUUUACUUUGAAUCAAUUGGAUGAUUUAGAGAGAAAUCUAUUGUUUGAUUCAUUUAAUUCAAAGAUAGCUUGGAAAUUUGGUGAAUUUGCAAGAUCUAAAUGCAUUGAAAAAUAUGAAAAUAAGUCAAUAGUAAUUGAUAUUACUCUAACAGGUGGACAUACUUUGUUUCAUACGGUAAUAGGUGAGAGUACUAAUAUAGAUAAUGAUAAUUGGAUUAAAAGAAAGUCAAAUACAGUAUUUAGAUUUGGUAAAAGUAGCUUUUAUAUUGGACAAAAAUUGAGAAUUAAAGAAAAAUCUAUUGAAGAAGCUAUGUUUGUAUCUUCAAAUGAAUUUGCAAGUCAUGGAGGAAGUAUACCUAUUAAAAUUAAAAAUUUUACAGGAGUUAUUGGAACUUUUACAAUUUCAGGUUUGGCACAAGAGCAAGAUCAUUUAUUAGCCAUUGAAAUUACGGAGGGAUUCAUUAAUAAGUUUCAAAUAUAG